CUUCUCGAUUGGCUUGGCUCUCAGACCGGGAAUAUUUUUGAAAGUUACUGGGUGUGUGCAUUUACGUUUGUGUGUGUUUGUCAAACUGACAAAACUUCGUAGCACCAACGGCUGUUAGGCCGUUCAAAUUGACUUAUUUACCGGGUGAAGUAUUAAGUAGUUAUUUUUAAUUCUCCAUGGAGCAAGAGGCACGGGGGGAAACUCCGUCUGCAGCAACGAGUAAAGCUGGGAACGAGAUGACAGACAUCGCGGUGGUCGAUUUGGAGUCCUACUUUAACGUUGAACUCGACAUGGAAAUCAACAACGGCAUUUCUGAAGUGGGACAUAACGUGUCCGGUUUAAAUCAAGCUCUUUUUCAGAAUGAAGAGGGGGAUGAAGAUGAGAGUGAUGAUGACAGUGGCACGGACCAUUUUAACUCUGAGAAGUCGGGGACUCAGCUGCAGAGAUUUGAACGCCUUGGAGGAGUAAAUUCAAGUCUUCCUGACACCUUCCAGACCAGUCACCUGCUAUUCUACGAGCGGUUCAAGGCAUACCAGGACUACAUGCUCGGAGACUGUAAGCCAUCCGAGGUAAAGGCCUUCACAGCAGACUACCUGGAAAAGGUGGUGGAGCCGUGUGACUGGUUGGCUCUGUGGGCUACUGAUGUCUUUGAUGUGUUGGUGGAGGUGUGUGAUGUGGACUUGAAGGAUCUGAAGGCAUGUGUGAGUCUGGUGCUGCCUCUGCAGUGUGACACCAGAGGCUGUGAACUUACAGAGGAAGCCAUGAAGUCUCUGCUGGAUGCCACUCGGCACAAAGUCCCUCUGCAGGAGCUCCAGGUGGUCUACGAGCAGUCUGGGGACUUUGAUCAGACCGCCCUCGCUCUUGAGCACCUCAGGUUUUUUUAUAAACACAUCUGGAGACAGUGGGAUGAGGAAGAUGAAGAUGAUGACUUUGACUACUUUGUUCGUUGCGUGGAGCCUCGUCUCAGGCUCUACUACGACAUCUUAGAAGACAGAGUCCCAGCAGGCCUGGUGGCAGAGUACCAGUCCUUACUGGAAAACUGCUCUCAGUGCUUCCAGCUGUUCUCUGUGCUGCGCAGCGGUCUCUGCAGCGACUCGGACUCAGAGCUGGACAACGUGUCCAUGGUGGAGGGCCUGAAGCUCUACGACCAGCUGGAGACGUUCAAACGCAAGCUGCACAUCUUCGAGAACCCCCUGCUGAGGUAUGUGCUGGGCUACAGAGGAAAUGCCAGGCAACAGUGUGUGCAGAGCCGUGGGCUCCGAGCAUCAGGUGUGAAGAUGAUCCAUGUGGUCACAGCCUCCUGCAGCAGCAUCCAGCUCCAGUCCCUCCUCAGUGACAGACUGCUGCCUCUGUGUUCCUCCGAGGACACUGAGAUUCAGUUCCAUAGAGACCCAGUGUCAGCAGUGGAAAUGUGCCAUCAGGGUGACGUGGUCAUUGUUCUCCCAGGGAUCUACAAUGUGAGCAGUUCCAUCUUCUUACCAGACUCCAUCACUUUAGAAGGUUUCGGGCUUCCUGAUGAGGUGGUGAUAGAGAAGAAAAACAAGGGCGACUCCUUCGUGGAGUCCACAGGAGCUAAUGUCAGCAUGUCCAACAUCAAGUUCAUCCAACACGAUGCUAUAGAGGGCAUUCUGUGUGUGCGUCAGGGCACUGUGAACAUGGAGAACUGUGUGCUGCAGUGUGAGACGACGGGAGUGAUCGUCCGGACUUCAGCCCGCCUCACCAUGAACAUGUGUGACCUGUACGGCUCCAAGGGGGCUGGUGUGGAGAUUUACCCCGGCAGUGUUUGCAGUCUGAUUGGUAACGGGAUCCAUCACUGUAAGGACGGGAUCCUCAUCAAGGACUUUGCUGAUGAGCUUGAUGUGAUGCCGUCAAUCACUAUGGAGAAUAAUGUAAUUCACAACAAUGAAGGCUACGGGGUGAUUCUAGUGAAACCCAACAUCGGGGCGCAACAAGGAGUUCUUCCGGACAGAAGUGACGAAGAGCACGCUGGACUGCCGUCUGCAGACAAACAGCAGGGAGCUUUCACUGCUCCUCUCAUCUCCUCAACAACAACCCCGAGUAGCAGGUCAGCAGACAUUCAGCCCGAGUCAGCAGAGAACAGCAACACGGGCGCUGACGUAGCCUCCACCUCUGGCAGGAAGUGGCAGUUUAGUCGUCAGCUGAGCAGAAACAAGGAGACUUUCUGCAGCCGAGCCGUCCAGGAUCUGGUGGACCACCAGAUCUUCGUCUCCAUUCAGGGAAACCAGUUCAGACGCAACGGCAUGGGCGACUUCGGCACCUUUUUCUACUGACCAACUACUUCAGACUGGCUGGAUGUCAAUACGCGUCUUUUAAGAUCCUUCCACAGAGUUUAUUUGAUGACAGCUUCGUGCUUUAGAUGAUUUCUUUUGUUUGUCAUGAAAUAAACAUUGCUGAUUCACACUCAUCUUUUGAGGUGUUCUGCAGAGACGAUGAUCAUGUUCUUGUGAUCAGUGUCAUGUUUCUAAAAGCACUGUUGCUCUGACUUCUGACUGUUUGAUGGUAAAUUGAUCCCCAUGUUUGCUUUAUCUUAUUUAUUCCUUUGGGCUCCUGACGCUAAAUGUUUUUAACAUUUUUAAUGCAUUAUUUGUUUCAAAUCCACUCGUCACUUUGAAUGCAGUUUUGUUGGUUCCACUUCAGAUGUAAUACAUGUUAACUUUUAAUGUGGUGGCUUGUUGAAGCUGAGUUCACACACAGAUUCUUUGUUUACUUUGUUCAUGUGUUAGAUGUGAUUUUCACAUGGUGCCUCUGGGUUUUUAAAGCUUUGAUGUAUUUUAUGGUUGAGGGAAGUCUUCAGGUUGACAGUAGCAGCCCAGUGUAAAGAGACUGAGUUAUUUCGAUUGACUGAGUCUAUGGUUUAAACUUCUACUUGUGGAACUAGUGAAUGUCCUGCAGAUUAAGAAGUGUCUGACGGCAUAUGUGGGGGUGCAGCAUGAUAAUCCUAUAAGGUGUGAGUUGUAUCAUCCAAUAUUUGCAGUGUUUAAAACAUGAUUUGUGACUUCACUUGGAAUUUUUACAUCAUGUUCUCCACAAGACCAAAUAUUAAAAAUCUUUGUUUGUCAUUUUACAACACAGUGAAGUUGUCCUUUAAUAUGCUUUGGGCUCUUUGCAGUCACCUUACCUCCCCAUUGUCACUGAUGCUCAGUAGAUUUGUACCAAUGAUGUUCUGGGCAGUUUUAAUCACUGCUGUGUUGAAAAUGUCUGUGAUGACGUCAGUUAGCUGGUUAUCAUAUGUUGUUAUUGCACGACCAGGGAUGUUGUCAGGUCCAGCAGCUUUACUCAGAUUCACU
This is a messenger RNA of Cottoperca gobio, 3308 nucleotides long. It is a transcript of the gene shcbp1, whose product is annotated as SHC SH2-domain binding protein 1. Lineage: Eukaryota; Metazoa; Chordata; Actinopteri; Perciformes; Bovichtidae. The coding region runs from base 177 to 2291 and encodes 704 amino acids. The record is from RefSeq and is a predicted model, not a curated record. The transcript has 13 exons. Gene Ontology annotation, biological process: fibroblast growth factor receptor signaling pathway.